CGUCGCCUCCGCCCUCAACAGUGCGACGAAGAGACACAAAUAGAGAGAGGAAGAGAAGCAGAAGAGGCGGCUGCAACAGGUGUUUGUGGCAACAACAGCGGCAACAACGCGACCAAGUGGCAUCAUUUGCGGUUGCAGGCCAAGCCAAAGCCUCGCGUCGGCCGCAACGGGAAAUUGAACAAGCUUUUGCAGGGUAUGAGAGUCGGAAACAUGUUCUUGCAGCAGUUGCAGUGGCAGCAACAGCAGCAGCGACAGCGGCGGCAGCAGCAAUUUGUGUGUCAUGCUGGUUGGGCAACCAGAACGGCAAUCACGCUGGGCGGUGUGUGGUCGCCCCACCUCCCCCUCCUUCCCCUCCUCCUUCUCUCGCUGAUUGCAUCCAGCGCGGCGUUAAGUGCACCGCCACCUGCCACCACACCUUCCACCACCCCUUCCCCCUCCCUAUCGUCAACAACAACAACGAGCAGUUCCUCGAGCAUGCAAAUCCAGACGCUUCAGGUGAAUUGCACGCGGGAGCUGCUGGACAUGCAGCUGACGCUGGAUCGCAACUUUCGGGGUCUGCUCUAUGCCAAGGAUUUCCCCCUCGAGUGUCGUGCCCGUGGCCAGGAUGCCAACGAGAUAGCCCUGCGUGUGCCCACCUCGGGUUGCGGAGUGCGUGCCGAGCCUCUGGAGAAUGGCGGCAUGGAGUACACGGUUCGCAUCAUGCUGCAGUCGGCGCAGAAGCUACGACAAAGCACCGACAUCCUGAGAACGGUGCGUUGCCAGCUGCCCGCCAAUGCGAUGGGUAUGCCAUUGCCACUUUCCGGCCGAGAUCGAAACGCACGCAUGCGCGCUUUGGCUGUGGCUGCAGCAGCAGCUUCAACAUCGUACUCAUCAUCAACGCCACAGCCAUCGACUCAUCACAUGGAGACGCCGCGUGUGCGCAUCUGGCUGGAGCUGGGCGGCCCCAAUGGUUCCGGUUCUGUGGAGGUGGGCGUGGCAACCACUUUAACUGUGCGCGCCAUCGUCCCGGGCACGAUUGGAGUACGCGUGGUCGACUGUGCGGCACUCGAUGGCCUCGGUGAGUCGACGCAGCAGCUGCUCGACGCUCGCGGUUGCCCCAUCGAUGAGCAGGUGAUGCCGGCGCUGCAUACGCGAUAUAAGCCCGCGGAGGAGGGAUGGUCCAAGCAGCAUGAGGAAGAUCUGGUCGAGCGCACGUUUAUGGCCACAUUUGCAGCCUUUAAGUUUCCCGAUCGCGAGCGUUUGCACGUCAGCUGUGGCGUGCAGCUUUGCAAAGGGAAGUGCCCAAAACUCAAUUGUCGCCUCGCCGAGCAACAACUCCAGCUGAACGCCGAUCAGCAUUUGGCACGCAUCGAAGUGUUCAACUCAUUGGCCGUGACAGCGCCGCAGAUCGAAGUGGAUCGUCUGCGCUAUGAUCGCCGCUAUAAUAUGAGUGUGGAAGACUAUGUGCCGCAUGUGCGUCCGCUGUCUGGCGAGGGCACCUUAUGUCUGUCCAUCUCCAAGCUGGCCAUCUCGUUCUGCAUACUCGGCUCCAUCUUUCUGAUAGCGGUAAUCGUCGCCAUCUUUUCGCUGAUACGCACACGACGACGCCAGCAACAAGGACGUUGCAGUGGCCUGGGUUUGAGUGGCACUGGAACGGCGACCAGCACUUCGAAUAGCAGCAGCCGAUUGCAUCGUGCCGAAAUCUGUACAUCGAUGUUCUCGUCGAGCAGCGAAUCCGCGCAGUCGGCCCCACGUUUUGGUGGCAAAUUUCUGAUGCCUCUGCCCUACUAUCCUACUAAUUUGCCCUAUGGACGUGUCUAUUGAACACGAUUUGCGAACACUUUAGACGUAUUAUGAUAGUUUUAUAAGUUGAUUUUUUUUUCUGAAACCAUUUUGGGCAAAUGUUUUGGUAGCAAAUUCGAAUCUAUAGACUGAUGUGGCUGCACUCGCUCAAACAUGAUAAUUCGUUGUAACGAAUGAUACCAAAAUAUGUUGUAACUGCAAGUUAUGUUUAGUUUAUAUUUUGGAAGGCGUCUUGAAAGCAUUUUCCGCCAGUCGUUGAAAAUGCGUUUUGAUGCGCUUUCGUUGCAUUAAUUAAUUAAUAUAUAUGUAUUAAUAUAUUGCUAUUUUUGUUCAUGCUUAGUUUAUGCUAACAGUGCAAUUGUAA
Drosophila sulfurigaster albostrigata is the source of this 2146-nucleotide messenger RNA. RefSeq lists its product as uncharacterized. The transcript is spliced from 6 exons. NCBI's taxonomy places the organism in Eukaryota, Metazoa, Arthropoda, Insecta, Diptera, Drosophilidae. Bases 196 to 1803 code for a protein of 535 amino acids. The record is from RefSeq and is a predicted model, not a curated record.